This is a messenger RNA of Paraphaeosphaeria sporulosa, 395 nucleotides long. RefSeq lists its product as uncharacterized. NCBI's taxonomy places the organism in Eukaryota, Fungi, Ascomycota, Dothideomycetes, Pleosporales, Didymosphaeriaceae. The transcript has 2 exons. The record is from RefSeq and is a predicted model, not a curated record. Bases 103 to 303 code for a protein of 66 amino acids.
AUAGCACAUGCAUUGGUACUGUUGCCUGUCACAUCAUUGCUGUGAUUGGUGAUGUUCUUUCCAAGAUUUUGGACCAACGGGAUAUAAGAGCAGCGAUUCCUGAUGGUGGAUCAUCUCACCCAACCUGAUACCAACUCUCCACUCGAAUACCUUCGAACGCCAGACAACAUGCAACUCCAACUCUUUUUUGCGCUGUUCAGCGUGCUGAGUGCGGGUGUCCUUGCUGCACCUCUAGCCGUUCCUGCAGACAUAGACAAUGUCCUCAUUCCGAUUCAGGCGGACGGAGGUGUCGACUACUCUUAGGCCUCGCUCCGAGAAAAGGCGAGCAUGGGCGUUAUGGGAGUAAGCUUUCAACCUAUCGGAAAAACUGUGACGUACACUAAUUUUGCGCGUAG